This is a messenger RNA of Phalaenopsis equestris, 1689 nucleotides long. Its product is annotated as serine carboxypeptidase-like 45. Gene Ontology annotation, biological process: proteolysis. Gene Ontology annotation, cellular component: vacuole. Lineage: Eukaryota; Viridiplantae; Streptophyta; Magnoliopsida; Asparagales; Orchidaceae. The transcript is spliced from 10 exons. The coding region runs from base 99 to 1496 and encodes 465 amino acids. Gene Ontology annotation, molecular function: serine-type carboxypeptidase activity. The record is from RefSeq and is a predicted model, not a curated record.
UUGCGGGGCACCACGGUCACCGACAGUUGUAUAGCUCGACUACUAUCCCUCGCUUGACUAAUCUGUCUCCCACUUUCAGUCUCUUUGCCUCUGCGAUCAUGCGUACCAUUCUGUGGAACGCCAUUGUAAUGGCAAUAGCUCUUUUUCAGCCAAGCUACUCCAUGGCGACGAAGUCCCAACUCUCCAUGGGAUGGGGAGACCGGAUCACCAAGCUUCCUGGCCAACCAAACGUCACAUUUGAGCAGUUUUCAGGCUACAUCACUGUAGAUGAGAGGAAGCAGAGGUAUCUCUUCUACUACUUCGCUGAAGCAGAAUUGGAUCCAUUAUCGAUGCCUUUGGUUCUUUGGUUAAACGGAGGUCCCGGUUGUUCUUCAGUUGGGGUUGGUGCCUUCUCCGAGAACGGACCUUUCAGACCCAGCGGCCAAGCGUUGGUGAGAAAUGAGUAUAGCUGGAACAAAGAGGCGAACAUUUUGUAUCUGGAGACGCCAGCAGGAGUUGGGUUUUCUUACUCCUUGGACAGCUCAUUCUAUGAGAGAGUAGAUGAUAAGCUGACAGCUAGGGACAACCUUGUGUUUCUGCUUCGGUGGUUCUCCAAGUUUCCCCAGUAUAAAGAUAGAGAUCUGUACAUAGCUGGAGAAAGCUAUGCAGGUCAUUAUAUACCGCAGCUGGCCGAUCUUAUCGUUCAGUACAACAAGAAAAGGAAGACAUUUAACCUAAAAGGAAUAGCUCUUGGAAAUCCGGUGCUCGAGUUUGCCACCGAUUUCAAUUCUAGGGCGGAAUACUUCUGGUCUCAUGGCUUGAUAUCCGACUCCACAUAUAAUAUCUUCACCACAACCUGCAACUAUUCUCGUUAUGUGAGCGAGUAUUACAGGGGCUCUCUUAGUUCAGUCUGCUCUGAAGUUAUGAGCCGAGUGACCAACGAAACCAGCAGAUUUGUAGAUAAGUAUGAUGUUACACUUGAUGUCUGCAUCUCAUCGGUUCUUUCUCAAUCUAACGUUCUCAAUCCUCAGCAAGCUAAUGAAGCUGUGGAUGUUUGUGUGGAGGAUGAGACUCUGAAUUUUUUGAAUAGGAAAGAUGUACAGGAAGCGUUGCAUGCUCGGUUUCAUGGUGUGUCCAGGUGGACUGUUUGCAGCAGUGUGCUGGAGUAUGAUCUACUAAACUUGGAAAUACCAACCAUAACUCUUGUGGGUUCGCUCGUUGAGUCUGGAAUACCAGUACUUGUCUACAGUGGGGAUCAAGAUUCUGUGAUUCCCUUAACUGGUAGCAGAACCUUGCUGGAUAAAUUGGCACAUAAACUUGGACUGAAUACAACGGUGCCUUAUAGAGUUUGGUUUGAGGGGCAACAGGUAGGAGGCUGGACUCAAGUGUAUGGAAACAUCCUCUCUUUUGCGACUAUAAGAGGAGCUUCACAUGAGGCGCCAUUUUCGCAGCCAGAAAGGUCUCUGGGUCUCUUCAGAGCUUUUCUGCAGGGGAGGCCAUUGCCAGAAACAUUCUAAAGAUGGUUCUCUGUAAAAGCAAACCUUUGUUUCUCAGGUUCAGGAGAGUGUGUGGGUGUGUUCUUGUUCUGUGAAUGUUAGUGUAAGUUUUUUAGUCUGUAUUCAUUUGCUAAUGAUGAUGAAGGUUUUGUGUUAAGUUAAAAGAAAUUUCUGUGAAUAUUUUUGAGGUUUCAGACUAUUCCAGCUUUUUCUA